This is a messenger RNA of Rhinichthys klamathensis goyatoka, 1021 nucleotides long. RefSeq lists its product as uncharacterized. The record is from RefSeq and is a predicted model, not a curated record. The transcript is spliced from 5 exons. Lineage: Eukaryota; Metazoa; Chordata; Actinopteri; Cypriniformes; Leuciscidae. The coding region runs from base 101 to 1021 and encodes 306 amino acids.
GGUGAGGGUUAAAUUGUUUUCAAUACAGGUGCACGUUGAGGGUCAGGCAGUCAGGUACAGCACAUGCGAGUGCCCAAUCGGCAGAGACAAGUGCCAUCAUAUGGCAGCUUUGUUGAUUUGGGCAGAACAAAAUGUGUCCCGCACCGACGUGGAAUGUGUGUGGAAGAAGGCCAACACUCCGAAGGGGGACGAAAUUGCAGCCAAGAGAGUGUCUGAGAUGACACCAUCCACAACACGAGCUGGCAUCAAAAGACCUGUCACCCAGGAGGACAAAGAAUGGGUUCAGGCAUCCCUGGUGCAACUUGGGCGUUUUACAGGGAUGGGGUGGAUUUUGAGUCCAGAGACGCCUCAGACUCUCCCAAUCAAGAUGUUUGAUGGGCUGGUGACCAGCCCAGGUUUUGUCCAAGCUGAGGACAAGGCUCUAUAUGUGCUGUCAAGGCUUGCUGUUAAUGAUCAGGAGAAGCAGCAGAUUGAGGAAGCAACAGUUGGCCAGGCUAAGAAUGCAUUAUGGUUUGCAUAUCGCAAGAAAAGGAUAACAGCAAGUAACUUUGGUUUGGUCUUGGCAGCAGUCAAGCGGAAGUCUUACCCGCCUUCCUUAUUCAAAACCCUGCUUGGCCAGUACAACCUCAAAGAAGGAAAGAGGGGACUGUUCCUGUCUGAUAGCGGCCUGCUUGGUGGAUCUCCGGAUGGGACGGUGUUUGGAAACUGCAUGAUUGAAGUCAAGUGUCCGUGGUCAGCCAGAACCAAGACUAUCCUGCAGGCAGCGGAGAGUAGGGACUUUUUCAUGGAGUUUGAUGAAGUGAUUGGUUCCCUGACGCUAAAACAAACUCACAAAUACUGGCAUCAGAUCCAAGGAAACCUGCACCUGACUGGAGCUAACAGCUGUCACCUGCUUGUGUGGACUCCUCUUGACCUUGUCCUUCUACCAGUGCUCAAAGACCCUACAUGGGCUGUGAACAUUGACAUUCUGGAAAUAUUUUAUAAAGAUUGUUUCCUACCAUACAUUCUCUCACAGUUGUAA